UCUCUCUCUAGGAUUUCCCCAGAGUCAAUUAAUCUGUGUCACUAAGAGACACUGAGAUUUGCUUCUCCAGCAGGCUAAAAUAUUUCCCCCUCCCCGAUCAUCCCUCUGCAUUUUCAUGAGCCACUUCCAAACCUACGAACUUGUCCUUUCCCAGGAGAGUAACCUUCCCCUGAACCUGAUCCCAGCACCGGGCAGCCGGAAGAGUUUAGAUUAAGGAUUGCUUUUAAACCUAAAUAUGACAGUUGCUACUGGAGACCCCACAGAUGAAGCGGCAGCUUUGGCAGGUCAUCCUCAGGACACCUAUAACCCUGAAACCGAUCAUGAAUGCUGUGAGAGGGUGGUCAUUAACAUCUCGGGGCUGCGGUUUGAAACACAACUCAAGACGCUAGCUCAGUUUCCAGAGACCUUGCUAGGGGACCCUAAAAAGAGAAUGAGAUAUUUCGAUCCUCUCCGGAAUGAAUAUUUCUUUGACCGAAACAGACCCAGCUUUGAUGCUAUUUUGUACUACUACCAAUCGGGUGGCAGGUUAAGGAGGCCUGUCAACGUGCCCUUAGACAUCUUCUCGGAGGAGAUCAGGUUUUAUGAACUCGGGGAAGAAGCCAUGGAGAUGUUCCGAGAGGAUGAAGGAUACAUUAAGGAAGAAGAAAGGCCUUUACCGGAGAACGAAUUUCAGAGACAAGUGUGGCUGCUCUUUGAGUAUCCAGAAAGCUCAGGGCCCGCCAGGAUUAUAGCUAUUGUCUCUGUCAUGGUGAUUCUAAUCUCCAUUGUGAGCUUUUGCCUGGAAACACUGCCUGUUUUUCGGGAUGACGAAGACCUGCAUGGUGGUGGGAUGAGCCAUCACCCCUACUCCAACAGUACCAUGAGCUAUCAGCAGUCGACCUCUUUCACAGACCCUUUCUUUAUAGUAGAGACCCUUUGCAUCAUUUGGUUCUCCUUCGAGUUCUUGGUAAGGUUUUUCGCCUGCCCCAGCAAGGCUGGGUUUUUUACCAACAUCAUGAACAUUAUUGACAUUGUAGCUAUCAUCCCGUAUUUCAUCACUCUAGGGACCGAACUGGCUGAGAAACCAGAGGAUGGCCAGCAAGGCCAACAGGCCAUGUCUCUGGCCAUCCUUCGAGUCAUCCGCUUGGUGAGAGUUUUUAGGAUCUUCAAACUGUCCAGGCACUCCAAAGGGCUGCAGAUCCUGGGGCAGACACUCAAGGCCAGCAUGAGGGAACUAGGUCUCUUGAUAUUUUUCCUCUUCAUUGGCGUCAUCCUCUUCUCCAGCGCCGUCUACUUCGCAGAGGCUGAUGAGAGCGAGUCUCAGUUUCCCAGCAUCCCAGAUGCGUUCUGGUGGGCUGUGGUUUCCAUGACCACAGUUGGCUAUGGAGACAUGGUCCCCACGACCAUCGGUGGGAAAAUAGUGGGCUCCUUAUGCGCCAUUGCAGGUGUAUUAACGAUUGCCUUACCAGUACCAGUCAUAGUGUCCAACUUCAACUACUUCUAUCACCGCGAGACGGAAGGAGAGGAGCAAGCCCAAUAUUUGCAAGUGACCAGCUGCCCAAAGAUCCCUUCUUCCCCUGACCUAAAGAAAAGCAGAAGUGCCUCCACUAUUAGUAAGUCUGAUUAUAUGGAGAUACAGGAAGGUGUAAAUAAUAGUAAUGAGGACUUUAGAGAGGAGAACUUGAAGACAGCCAAUUGCACCGUGGCUAACACAAAUUACGUUAAUAUCACCAAAAUGCUAACUGAUGUGUAGUCCUGAAAACCUGUUAACAUAUUUAAAGCUGAAGUUGAACAAUUGCAGAUAUUGCAUAAUACCCUGCAUUGUAGUUAAAACAGUAUGUUCUACAGCGUGCAUUUGGUUCUGCAUGGGAAGCAAUAGUUGUGUAAGUGACUUUCUAAACUUCUUAUUUAGACACUGAAUAAGCUUUCUUGCAAAAAUUGUUUUUUUACAUCACAGGUUUAUGGGUUUCCAGAGACAUAGAGCAUGUAGGCAUUCAAAACA
Malaclemys terrapin pileata is the source of this 1981-nucleotide messenger RNA. It is a transcript of the gene KCNA2, whose product is annotated as potassium voltage-gated channel subfamily A member 2. Gene Ontology annotation, biological process: potassium ion transmembrane transport; protein homooligomerization. The record is from RefSeq and is a predicted model, not a curated record. Gene Ontology annotation, cellular component: membrane; juxtaparanode region of axon; dendrite. The transcript is spliced from 2 exons. The coding region runs from base 236 to 1732 and encodes 498 amino acids. NCBI's taxonomy places the organism in Eukaryota, Metazoa, Chordata, Testudines, Emydidae. Gene Ontology annotation, molecular function: protein binding; delayed rectifier potassium channel activity.